Messenger RNA from Nycticebus coucang (slow loris), 1153 nucleotides. It is a transcript of the gene UBXN10, whose product is annotated as UBX domain protein 10. The transcript has 2 exons. Lineage: Eukaryota; Metazoa; Chordata; Mammalia; Primates; Lorisidae. The coding region runs from base 70 to 912 and encodes 280 amino acids. The record is from RefSeq and is a predicted model, not a curated record. Gene Ontology annotation, molecular function: protein binding.
GUUUACCAGCGGGACGGCGCCGGGCGCAGGCGGCGGAUGGAGCGGAGCGGCGAGGGGUCUUGAGAAGCAAUGGCCACAGAAGCCCCUGUGAACAUAGCACCACCUGGACGCAGCGCCGUUGUCAGCACCACAGCUGACAGCUGCAUCUGGCAGCCAAAGUCACUGAACAUGCACAUCAUAAGGCCCAAGUCCGCCAAGGGACGCACACGGCCGAGUCUACAAAAAUCCCAGGACACAGAGGUGGGCUUUCAGCGCAUACCAUCUUCUCCACCUCCAGCCAUUCCCUGUGAGUCACCAAGCAGCCAAAAGCCAGAAGCCUGUGCCCCCAAAUCUCCAAAACAGGGAGCUUCUGAUGAGAUUCCGGAGCUGCUACUACAGCAAGUGCCUCUUGGGGCCUCCUCCUGUCUCAAUAAAUACCCAGUCCUUCCUUCUAUCAACAGAAAGAACCUGGAGGACGGGGCCUUGGAAACAGUAGCCGAACAGGCCAGCUCACUGCAGCUGAGCAGCAUCCGGGCUCUUCACCAAAAGGAGAUCUGCACCUUGAAGACCAAUGAAGCUUCCAGAGCUCAAGUUUGCGCCUUGGAGAAGAAACUCAUGCAAACCAAGAGACAGGGCUCCCCCAGGCCCAGAAGCUUGGAGGAACCAUCAGACCAAGAACCAAGGCUGUUGCUCGCCAUCAGAUCACCAUCAGGCCAAAGGUUUGUACGCCAUUUCCGGCCAACGGAUGAUUUGCAAACCAUCAUUGCUGUAGCUGAACAAAAGAACAAAACCGUCUAUGGGCGCUGCAGCAUUGAAACAAUGGAGGUGCCCAGGAGACGUUUCUCUGACCUCACCAAAUCUCUGCAAGAAUGCAGAAUCCCUCACAAGUCAGUGCUGGGCAUCUCACAGGAAGAAGUGGAGGGAUGGCCCUGAGUCCACCGCCAGCAGCUGGGGUCCUGGGUCUUUGAGCAAGGAGCAUGCUUGGGUGCUGUGGCCCCCCAAGUAGCCUGGUUCCAAGUGCCAUGUGGACCUGGUGCAGCUGGGAUCCUUGGGACUUUUGUCUCCAUAGCAUGCCCUCUCUCCACCUGUGCUGAGUGUGCUAAGAAGCCUCCCAGCUAUUCCAUUCUCUCCACCGCAGGAGAGAAGUUACAAAGGCUGUUCCUGAAACAGCUGU